UAGAGAAGCGGCUGUACUGUUGACACCGUGGAGACGUUUUCAGUCGGGUAACUUUACACCACUCUAUAUAUUAUAGACGUGGGAUAUUUGUACUGAUAGUGAUAUUGAUUGUUGUAAUGAAAUAUGUGUCUGUUUGUCUCUUCUCAGUUGUCAUGGAGCGAUGCUUUAGGUAGGAAGAGCUCAGGCACUAAGCCACUAGCUUCUGUUGUUGACCGUGCGCUUCAGUGCCCGUUAGCUUGCUGCGAUGCAAUUAACAUCACAAUGCUGUCAGAGAAUAAAUGUCAGCAGGGAUGGUUCCGCUUCUUGCUCCCCACCUCCUCCAGCAUCACCUCCUCCCUCCUCUCCCCCGUCAGCCCUGACCUCUGCUCCCCAACAAGGAAGGCUGAGUUUCACAGGAGCCAUGGUGGACGUCAGUAAGUGGCCCCUGUUCUCUCUGCUGAGCACCGAGGAGCUGGCCACGGUUCGACAGGCCUGUGUGUUUGGAAACUCUGCCAAUGAGGCCAUCUACAUCACACAUGCCAAUGAGGUAUUUGCAUUUGGGUUGAACUGCAGCAGCUGCCUCGGCACAGGAGACAGUCUGAGCACCGUUGUGCCAAAGAAACUGGACUUCCUGCAGGGGAAGAAGGUAGCCGGCCUCAGCUAUGGAAGUGGACCUCAUGUCCUGUUGGCGACAGAGGACGGACAGCUGUUUGCUUGGGGGCACAACGGCUACAGUCAGCUGGGGAACGGGACGACCACCCAGGGACUGUCCCCGCUGCCGGUCGCCGCCAACCCGCAGAACAAGAAAGUGAGAGAAGUGGCGUGUGGCUCGCAUCACUCCAUGGCCCUCACUCUGGAUGGAGAGGUCUUCGCGUGGGGUUACAACAAUUGUGGUCAGAUUGGCUCGGGCUCCACGGCCAACCAGCCCCACCCCAGGAAAGUCACCGGCAGCCUGCAGGGCAAGACCGCGGUCGGCAUCACGUGCGGACAGACCUCCUCCAUGGCUCUGAUCGACAACGGAGAGGUUUAUGGCUGGGGCUAUAAUGGUAAUGGACAGCUGGGUAUCGGAAACAAUGGGAACCAGCUGACGCCUUGCCGCCUCACCGCUCUCCAGGGGCUGUGCAUGCAACAGGUUGUGUCGGGCAACAGCCACUGCCUGGCACUGACCGAUGAAGGGCUGCUGUACUCCUGGGGAGCCAACACCUACGGUCAGCUGGGGACCGGCAACAAGAGCAACCACCUCAGCCCGGUGCUGAUCAUGGCGGACAAAGAGAGGAUUGUCGAGGUCGCAGCUUGCCAUUCAACACAUACGUCAGCAGCCAAGACCCAAAGCGGUCAGGUGUAUAUGUGGGGUCAGUGUCGGGGUCAGUCCAUCGUCAUGCCACACCUCACGCACUUCACCACCACCGACGACGUCUUCGCCUGCUUCGCCACGCCCUCCGUCAUGUGGAGGCUCAUGUCUAUGGAGCACGACGACUUCAUGACCGUGGCGGAGGCUCUGAGGAAAGAGUUCGACAGCCCGGAGACAGCCGACCUCAAGUUCAGCGUCGACGGCAAGUGCAUUCACGUUCACAAAGCUGUGCUGAAGAUCAGGUGUGAGCAUUUCCGGUCCAUGUUUCGCUCCCAGUGGACGGAGGAUCAGCAGGACGUGAUCGAGAUCGGCCAGUUCUCUUACCCUGUCUACAGAUCCUUCCUCCAGUUCCUCUACACGGACGCCGUCGACCUUCCACCCGAGGACGCCAUCGGCCUGUUGGACCUGGCCACCUCUUACUGUGAGAACCGCCUGAAACGACUGUGUCAGCAGAUCAUCAAGAGAGGGAUCAACGUCGAAAACGCCUUCACCUUGCUGUCUGCCGCCAUACGAUACGACGCUGAGGACCUGGAAGUGUUUUGUUUUCGUUUCUGCGUGAACCACCUCACUCAGGUGACUCAGACCGAAGCCUUCUGGCAGGUAGACGGAGCGAUGCUCAAAGAGUUCAUCAGCAAAGCCAGCCGCUGCGGGGCCUUCAAGAACUGAGCGGUACUCUUGACGUUACCGCGUCGCUGCUCCACAAACAUCAGGUCGGAUCACAUUCCGAAAAGAAAGCUUUCUUGAAACGUUGAUUUUCAUAUUUACCGAGGCGGAUAAGCAGCGUUCUCUAUAUGGACUGGAAUUUUAAGCUGCUUUAUCGGCAGAUCAGCUCUUUGGCCAAUUCCUGUGGAGGUUUUUUUCUUCUGUCUCGCUGCAUUGAGCUCUCUUCACGCUGUACUUGAAUUUUUGCUUGUUCUCUCGGCCAGUGCUAACUCUUUUUUUUCUGACAUUCAUUCGUUCGGGAGACCAAAGACCUGGUUCAGAGGACAGAGUCUGUGUCUGGCACCUGAAAGAGAUGUUUAGGUAGAAGAGCUUUGACUUAAACUGGCCAGGACACAAGAACCACUUUACCGAAACACAUCAAUUUACAGCAAAAGUAGCUCCUGGAUGUGUUGAAAGUUUCAAUUUAAAGUCGCUCUUGAAGCUCAUUUAAAGGCGUCAACGUACACAAGUUUAAAAACCAUUGUGGGAUGUAUAAUAAUUUCCUUUUUAUACUCGAGUCUGUUUUGUUUUGUAUGAUCAUUUUACCUGACUUAAAUAUGUUGCUCUAUGGCACUUUUAAGAAACUGCAGUCGCUUCUUUUUCUUGUCAUGUAUCGAAGGCAGAUGGCUUGUUGCAGACGCUUUAUAUUCCAAGGAUGACCUUCUAUUCCUUUUUUUUUUACUCUGGGACUGACAACAAACUGAUCCACGGUGUCUGUUUUCAUCUGUUUGUGUUCUCGGGGCAAAUGCAAAAAAACCAAGGGGCAACUCAGUGAGACCAAAAUGAAUCCUGAGUGAUUCCUCUGUAAUUUAAUCACAUUUUAAAGGACAAUACACUGCAGGCUAAAAAGCAAUAUGAACGUCCGUGAUUAAACAGUGAGAUGUUUUGUUUAUAUUCUGUCAGCUUGGGUUUAUGAUGACCAAUAACUGCCUGCAGGUCCUGGUUUAUUACUUCUGUUGCAUUACUGGGUAAUUAAUGUAAGCGGUAGAAAAAGAGUGUGAUUGGCCAGGUCAGCUGACUUGUCAGAUCAGUUUCGUUUUGUUAGGUUUCUAUUUCUCCAUCAGACAAGCAGUUUGAUUUGGUCUGAGCUUGCUGGUAAGUAGGAACGCUGUUUAUUAUCAAAGCAGAGCAUCAUUCAGGUUAGAAAACAACUACAGAUGAAUUGAGGUUAGGUUUCUGUUCUUUAGCGGAAUUAGGAGCAAGUUUACAAUUUAGUUUUAGAUGAAAAGAAAAAGAUUGUUCUGCUUACUGUAUUAAGAUUAAAGUGUAUUUUUACUGUACUUUGUUUAUAUUUUAUUUACAUAGGACAAGUUUAUAUUUAUUUGGUUCAGCACCAUGGUUUACUUUGAGGUGAUCAGCACUAAAGUACUGGGAUCUCUACCACUGUUUUUCUGCUGUUACAUAACUGA
Anarrhichthys ocellatus (wolf-eel) is the source of this 3441-nucleotide messenger RNA. It is a transcript of the gene rcbtb1, whose product is annotated as regulator of chromosome condensation (RCC1) and BTB (POZ) domain containing protein 1. Lineage: Eukaryota; Metazoa; Chordata; Actinopteri; Perciformes; Anarhichadidae. The transcript has 13 exons. The coding region runs from base 245 to 1996 and encodes 583 amino acids. The record is from RefSeq and is a predicted model, not a curated record. Gene Ontology annotation, molecular function: protein binding.